Molecule: messenger RNA, 877 nt
Organism: Pantherophis guttatus
Lineage: Eukaryota; Metazoa; Chordata; Lepidosauria; Squamata; Colubridae
Source: RefSeq, a predicted model, not a curated record
UUCACAGCUUCUCUGACCAGCUUGCUCCCUUUCUACUUCUCCUCCUCUGAGCAGACCUACCUUAAUUGUCCUAUCAAAAAUGGCUUGCUGUCCACCAUCUUGUGCUAUCCCAUCUUGUGCCUCCGCCCCCGUCGUCGGACUGGGGUCAGCUGGCUGUGGACCAUGGGGAUACGGCUACAGAGGUCUCGGUCUCGGCUACGGUUACGGUUACGGUUACGGUGGCGCUAGGUUCGGUGAAUCCGCCAGGAACUUGGGCACCUUGGCCGGAGUCGCCCCCUCCUGCAUCAGCCAGAUCCCAGCAUCUGAGGUGACCAUCCAGCCACCUGCAGUUGUGGUCACCCUCCCUGGUCCCAUCCUCUCCGCCAGCUGUGAGCCCGUCGCCGUCGGAGGCCACACCCCAUGUGCCCCCGGAGGUUUUGGAAAUUAUGGUGGCUACUACGGAGGCCGCCUGGGGCGUUAUGGGCGCCGUGGCAGCAUCUGCUCUUAUGGGCGCAGAGGUAGCAUCUGCACCCUCCCUUGUUAAGUGAACCUGGACUAUCCCUGAUGAAAACGGAUUUCAGAAGUUUGGCUAAGCCGUAUCUGAGCCCUGCUCUGUGUGCAUACAGCUAUCACAGCUCCGUCUACUCUAAGUUAUCCCAUUGCUUGUAUUCUUUUCCUGGCAUUCCAGCAAGCACUUAUGGCAGAUAAGUGAUCGGUUCAAGGGCUUCAUGUGAAGAAUGAAAGCUCUGCAAACAUCUAAGGGCCUCGUCUCCACCCUGGCCUCUGUGAUUAUUUGUUAAACGGGAGAUGUUCAUUUCUUUGCACUGUUUGAAACCCCUGGUGGCUUCUUCCAAUGUUCUUUCUCUGCACUUUAAUAAAAAUCAUUCUGCACUGCAAA